AUGAGAUGCUCGUUGAAGAUCAGUUUAAUUCUUUUAGCUUCGACUUUUGCUCAAGAAAUAGAAACAGAAGAAAUCGAAGAGAAAAAAGAAAAGUCGGAAUUUAUCACUACAAAUUGUCAAAAAACAAAUGUUGAAAUUUUCAUCCCGAAAUGGACGGUUUCGAAUGGACCACCUGCUUCUGUGACGCUUUUAAGUGCGCUCGGAAACAAUUGCCGAGGAGCGUAUCACAACAAAACGCAUAUCACUUUGAAUAUUAACCUUUUGGAUCCCAAGCGCGAUUGUGGCACCACCCGCAGAAGCCAGGGCGUCCAAAUCAUUUACGAAAACAAGCUUUCCUUCACCGAUCAAAAAUCACGCAAAAUCGAAGAUUUAGCCAACAUCACGUGCAUCCAAUACCUCCAAGAAAAGCACGUUCGGCUCCCCUCUUCCGCCGCAAUCAACAAUCUUCAAGCAGGACCAGUGUCAAUCAAGACCCAAAUGAAACUGUUCAAUACCGCGAAAUUCGAAGAAGAGCUGGAAGAUUUAGCGGAAAAGGGUUAUGCUCAGGUGGCUGUCAGGGAAUUCAUUUAUGUUCGUGUCGCGUUCGACUUUGCGGAAAAUGAAGCUGCGAUGGAAACUGACAAGGUGGUGAUCGACUCGUGCUGGGGCUCGCGGUCGGCCAACCCUGACAACAUGAAGACGGCGUACAUGAUGAUCGAAAACGGUUGUUCUGCGGACCCAUUGGGCGUCAUUAUUCGCCAGAAUUCGGCGGGCGCGUAUGCCAGCUGGAAAUUCCAAAUGUACAAGUGGACCACCGUCGCACAACACGAGCAGUUCAUUUACAUCCACUGCCGCGCCUGGAUUUGCACGGAUUGCCAGAAACCCGAGGCGAAUCAUGCCUGCUUAGGUGACAUCACAAAAUUCCGCCGUCGCCGAGCCGCAAAACUCUUCCAAAACCGCGAAGUAUCUUCGGAACGCGCCCGUAUUUUUUCAGUGGGGCCGAUUUACCCAAGAGACGGAAGCGUGCCGCUCCUUUCGGACGUUGAAAGUGACGACCCAGCUGUAAAAGGGGAGAUUCCGGGAAUGCCGGGAAUGGGAGAUGAAGAAGAAGAGGACAAUUUUAUUAUGGCGGUAAUAGUUGGCUCCGUAUCUGGCUUUUGUGCACUGUUCCUCCUCAUCGUAGCGAUAGUUUUUGUGAAAAAAUAUCGCGAAAAACCCUUCCAGAUCUUCACCAAACCUGCGGAAGAAGAAGAGGACGAGAAGAACAUCGAGCAAGGUUUCGUCUUCGAGCUGCGAACAUCAACAGAUCCCGUGAUUCCGCGAGUAAAUCUGGAUCAAUUCCUUGGCCGAGACGAUGAACCAAGAGAGCAGCGAGAAAGAAAGACGGAACGGAGGAUCGUGGAAGAGAUCGAGAUCGAUCAAGAUCUCGCGAACGCUCGUCCCGCCAUGGCUCGCGCGAAAAGCUCCACAGUAGCAGUCGAGAUCUGCGAAAAUCACGUGACAAUAUCCGCGGCUCAAAGUCUGACCUUCGAGAUCGUCGUUCUGGAUCUCGCGAUGAUCUUUCGUCGGGCAGAAUGCGCAAGUCUGGAUCUAGGAUGUCGCUCAAUGACAGACUGCCUACACUUGAUGAGAGAAGAUUGA
This is a messenger RNA of Oikopleura dioica, 1620 nucleotides long. Lineage: Eukaryota; Metazoa; Chordata; Appendicularia; Copelata; Oikopleuridae. The record is from the annotation of a GenBank genome assembly.